UUAGGUAGGUUAAGAGUCACUAUAGAGAGGAGCGCGCACACCAUUUAUCUCUACAAAAACCCCCCUUCAUUACUCUACACCUCUCUCCUCAUCACUACUCUUCUCUCUCUCUCUCUUUCUCUACACACACAUUGCAAUACUAUUCUCUCUCAUUAGUACUACUCAAACAUAUAUAUAUAUAUAUACACUGAAGUACCAGUCUCUCUAUCUUUAUGAUUGUCAUCAAUAAUGUCGUUUAAUUCAAAAUUUCCAGAAUCUUCUGAGACCAGUACAAGCAUUUCUUCCUCUUCUACUUCUUCUUCAUCAUCGUCUUCAUCUCUCUCUUCUUCUGGUUCAUUAUUAAUGCUUAAUACUGAGUCCAAGAAGAUAAAGAAGAAGAAUUCGAGUAGUAGUAGCAGCAGUAGUAGUAGUGCGAGGGUUCGUGAGUCGGGGGACUGUACCAAACACCCAGUCUACCGCGGUGUUCGAAUGCGGAGUUGGGGAAAAUGGGUUUCGGAAAUCCGAGAGCCCCGCAAGAAAUCUCGAAUCUGGCUCGGCACCUUCUCCACUCCCGAAAUGGCCGCGCGAGCUCACGACGUCGCUACUCUCGCCAUUAAAGGAAACUCUGCUUUUCUCAAUUUUCCCGAACUUCACGAUUCACUGCCUCGUCCGGCUUCCUUAGCGCCGAGAGAUAUUCAAGCCGCCGCUGCUGAAGCCGCCGCUAUGGUGACACUUGAACUGAAUCCCGUCUCCACCACGAUGUCCGCGUCGGCGUCGACAUCGACUUCGUCUUCCUCGACUGAAUCGGAAUCUGAUGAGUUGGGCGAAAUCGUUGAGUUGCCUAAUAUAGAAGGGAUUACAAGUACUAGUAGUACUACGACGUUUGAUUCUUCGGAAUCGGGGAGCCAAUUCAUGAUGUUUGGUGACUCGGUCGAUGAUGGUUGGGUAUUUGAAUAUCCUUCCUUGGGAUUAGAGCUGCCAUUGCAGGGAAAUGAAUUCUAUGGGGAAUUUUCUGAUCAGAUUUUAGCUACCGAAAGUUUGAUUCCGAAUGACGCCAUUGAAGGUCUAGUACUGUGGAGUAAUUAAUUAUUACCUUAAUUGCUCUGUUUUUUUUCUAUAUUUAUUAUAUAAAAUAGACUUUUUAAUUUAUUUUAUAUUUACGGCUUAGUUUUUUUGGGAUUGCUUUUGCUAACAAUAUAAUUAAUUAUUGUCACAGUCAUAUAAUUUAUAUAAAUUGUAACAUAAUUAAUUGAUUCA
Messenger RNA from Cannabis sativa, 1236 nucleotides. RefSeq names its product dehydration-responsive element-binding protein 3. Gene Ontology annotation, biological process: regulation of DNA-templated transcription. The record is from RefSeq and is a predicted model, not a curated record. The transcript has a single exon. NCBI's taxonomy places the organism in Eukaryota, Viridiplantae, Streptophyta, Magnoliopsida, Rosales, Cannabaceae. Gene Ontology annotation, molecular function: DNA-binding transcription factor activity; DNA binding. The coding region runs from base 229 to 1065 and encodes 278 amino acids.